Molecule: messenger RNA, 1121 nt
Organism: Notechis scutatus (mainland tiger snake)
Lineage: Eukaryota; Metazoa; Chordata; Lepidosauria; Squamata; Elapidae
Source: RefSeq, a predicted model, not a curated record
AAGACCGGGAAAGGGCCUGGAGAGCAUCUCGUGAAACGAAAUUGGAGACCAUUCCAAACUGUGAAUCCUGCACCAAACCCACCACCGAAGAAGUCAAGGGCUGGUCUCAGUCGUUUGACAAGUUGAUGAAAAACCCAGCUGGCAGGAACGUGUUUCGGGAAUUCUUACGGACUGAAUACAGCGAGGAAAAUAUGCUCUUUUGGUUAGCUUGCGAGGAACUCAAAAGCGAAUGCAACAAGCAUGCCAUCGACGAGAAAGCGCGGGUGAUCUAUGAAGAUUAUAUCUCCAUCCUUUCUCCCAAGGAGGUCAGCUUGGACUCCCGUGUCCGUGAAGGCAUCAACCGCAAGAUGCAGGAGCCCUCCUCGCACACCUUCGACGAUGCGCAGCUACAGAUUUACACGCUUAUGCACAGGGACUCCUACCCCCGUUUUCUGAACUCAGCCAUAUACAGAGCUCUGGUCCAGAAUGUCUCUCGGUCGUCUUCGGAGUCUUAAGCCCUUUCUUUACCAUUGAUAGAGACACCAAGCGAAGGAUUUCCUUUCCUACAGCAGGUGUUAUUGGAUUCCUCCCCCCUCUUCUUCUUUUAAAUAUAUAUAUAUAUAUAAAUAUAUAUAUAUAUAUAUCUCCCAAAUGAGCUUACAGAACAAAAUAGACUGAAGACAUAACCCAGCUCGGUUCUGACCACAGACACUAGUCCCGUCGUUGGAAAGGUCACUCCACAACUUCCUGCCGGUUUUUUCUUCCUUCAGAAAAGGGGCCCAUGCCAGCCGCCAUCAAGAACUCCAAACUCAGGCUUCUACUUCCAUUACAGAAUCUGGGUCGGCCCCCCAGCUUAAGAGAUGGAGAACGCUGAACGGAGCAAGCGACCAACAACGGAUUGGGAGGUUGUUCUCUGGGGCCACGUGGCAGAAGAAACUAGGCCAAAGCCCCCCACCUCUCCUGAACGUUUCGAUCUCUCGGAUCUGUGUUUGUUUUUAAAUUCCUUCCGUGUUUAUUAAGAAUUAUUUCCACGGUGUUCUUGUAGACACAACGAUCUCAGAUGGUUCGCGUGGGAAACGGUGGUUAGGCCAACGUUAAUGGGAUUAAGAGACGUUCCGAUGUUAUAAAAGUACGUUCAGGUU